GACGAGACUAAUAUUAGCACGUGAUCUGAGCUGUGAUGGACUUUUCAGGAUCGAAAAUGUCGUGUUUCGUCUUUUUAUUUUGCCUUUUUGCUUGUGUUCAGUCUGUUUUAUCAGAUUGUUCAGUUGCACAUUCAGAAAAGAAGUAUCUUUCACUCAUUGAACCGUUGAAAGGCAAAACAGUGGAGGUUAUGGAUCCUGCUCACAACUACUCUUAUAAGGUUGGUUUCUGUGAUGGGAUACACGUAGAUGGUGUUGGUGCGGAGGAUAUAGGAGUUGAGCAGUUUGAUCUUAAAGAGGAUAAAGCACCUCUCCAUGCGGUUGGGAGAAUAACUGCAACCAACAUUAUGGUUGGAACAAAUUGGAUCUUUCUUGAAUACCGAAAUGGGGAUGCAUACAAUUCACAUUGCAAUGGAGAAACAAGGAGAGCAACAAUCUUUAUAUUGUGUGAUAAAAGUGGACUUCUUGUAAAGCCAGUUUUGGUUGAAGAAAAUAACAACAGGACUAACGAAUGUGCCUAUGUAUUUGAAGUAGGAAGUUCAGUAGCCUGCUCAAAUUCAACGACAUCACCUUCAUCAUCAGGAAUUGGUGUGGGGGGAAUUAUUGUCAUUUCGACUUUAGUAAUAGCUGCAGCUUACCUAAUUCUAGGGGUUGCCUACAAGAGGUUUUUCUUAAGAGCGAAAGGAAGAGAGCAGUUUCCAAACAUUGAUUUCUGGACAAACUUUGGUAAUUUAACAGCAGAUGGAUGUGACUUUCUCUGUCGAUGUAACAAGAAGCAACCGUCUAAGAGCUACAAAGGGCUGGGUGAUGACCAGCUUGGUCUGGAUGAAGAAGAAGAAAGAGAUGACAAUAUCUUACCCAUGUAUUGAUACAGCGUCUUGGAGCCAUCAUGGUUCUAAAUCAAGCAAGGCACCAAGAGUGGAUGCAAUCAAUCAUCAGGUGAUUUUGUGUUGUGCUGUGCCUGUCCAGAUUUGAAGCAAUGCAAUAUCAGAAACUGAAUAGUCUGUUAUGAAGCCUUAUUUGGUGUUGCAAGAAACUUGUUCAAUUGCAAAUCUAUCUAUAAAUUUUUAUCUUCAGGGAAUAAUUGUUCUGGGCACCAUCUUACAAAGAGUUACGAUUGAUCCGAUCAACCACAACUACGGAAAGCCAGCAACGUCAACAUCUAAAAUGCAUCUUUGUUCAAAUUUGUUUAAUAGAUAGGCUGUAUAUUAAUGCAUUCGUUUUCUUGAAAAUUAAGUGCUUCCCUUGGUUUACAAAGACAUUGUGGAAAUUUCCUGUAUAAAAAUUAUGACAUUGAUGGAUUUCCAUACAGUUGAGGUUGAUUUAAUCAAUCAUGAUUCCUUGUAAGACGGGUCCUGCUAUCAUUGUAAUUGCUCCUCAAUUUUUAAAGACUACUACACAAGAGGUCUUUUAUGCAGCAGUUUUUUCCAUAGGACUGUACCGAACUUACUUGUAGUUGAAAGUUUUUCUCCUACAUGUAUGACCAAAAAUGCAAAUUCAAUUUGGUAAGAAAAAUUAUUCUCUAGACUUGCAGUAUUAAUGAAUUUGCAAAUGAUUACUUAUCUGCUUCUUGCCAUAAAGAGUGUAAACUGAUCUUAGAGCUAAAAUUGGUAAGAUUAAAUUCUCAAAUUGCAUCAGAAAUUUGCAAUAGAUGGCAAAUAUUCCCUUGCAACACCCAUAAAGGCCUUUAGUAAAUUGGAUCGAGCAUACUAACUUUACCAUUGGUUUCAAUCCGGAUUAACUUUCAAGAUUGUUACAUCGUUAAUGCAAGUAUAAGAAGAUAGGUCAUUUUAAUGACUUGAAAACUCGCAUUGGAUUAUGCAUAGAGAUUUGGGAAUUGCAUUGAGAUUCAUUUUAUUUUUUCUGCAGAAGUCUAUUUAUGCUUAGAACAGAAAUAUAUUUAUUUGAGCAGAUUAGAGUAUAGGCAAUUCCUCAGAAGAUUUUAGCUUGCAUUUGCUUGCAUUUUGAGAAUAAAGAUAAAUAUCAGCUGGUGUAGCAUGGUCAUUACUUUUGGCAUGAGUUGUGUGAACACUCUGGCUGUUGAUGGCACCCAUUUUGCACUUCAGCUCCAUGUUUUUCUUUCUUUUUUUUUACUACACAAAGCCCAAGCCUUGCCCAACAUUUCUCUUAUACAUGUAGGCAUUAAAUUAUCAUACAGGUUUCAUAAAGAACUAUUGUUAUCAAAUUAUUGGUUCACAGUGUUUGUGUUUAAAUGCACUUCAGUGGAAAGAUCAUUUAUUUGCCAUUUAGAAGCUCCUUUAAGGGGCCAUUCCACAGAGAGCAAGACCGCUGAAAGACCUUUCAAAGACCAUGAAUUUUGGUCGAUCUUACAGAGGUCUCUCAAUGAACCUACAACGGUCUUAGAGGAAAAUGGUCUUUCAGUGGUCUUUCGAUGAACUUUCAAAGGUCUUACUAGUCUUUCAAUGAUCUUUCGGCGGUCUCUCAAGAUUUUUGCGGAGAUCACUGUAAGACUCAUGAGAGAUCAUUGAAAGAUCAUUCAAAGAUCAUUCAAAGACCAGGCAAAGUCCAUGGAAAGAAUUCUGAAAGAUCACUUGUUGUAUAAAAGAUAUCUGAAAGACCAUUGAAAGAUCUCUAUAGGACUACUCUAAGACCAGUAAGACAAGAAAUAUCCAUCAGUCUUUCAGAGUUCUUUGAGGGGUCUUUCUGAACCAUUCCACAGAGAUGACAAAUUUCAGUGAUCUUGAAGACCGCUGUAAGACCUCAUCAAUUUUAAGUCUUUCAGUGGUCUUUCAACGGUCUCCGUUCUGUGGAAUGGGGGCCUUAGACAGGUUCAGAGUCACCUUACUAGAUCAAUCUCUGCUGGACCAAUCCACUGAAUUGGUGAGCGUGAUCACUCUAGUUGAUAGAGGAACAUGCUAGGGGCUCAAAUUGAUCCAAAGGCUUUUGCCUUAGAUGCCCUUUGGAAUGGCCUUAGUACCUACCUAGACAUGAAUGCAUGCUUGUUGCUGCUCCUUUUACAUACAAUUUAACUUGGAAAAACACUAAAACUUUGAGUUUAAUAUCCUUGCAUGAUUUAUAUCCAUAUCCUUAACUAGUCCACAACUCAGUCCAGGGUAGCAUUUCAUGAAAGGACUUGGCUUCUAAACCGAUCAAAAUGAAGAAAAGUUGUUAGAUCUGACAACUUGUUGGUUGAAAAUGUUGAUGACACGAUCCCCAGGAGAUCACAUGGCAAGGGUGUCAUUUGGAUCAGUCCUAGGGAUUCAAGUUACUGUUGUGGUACAUUGUAGCUCUAACAUCGAAUGGUAGUCGCCAUGGUAAUAAUGAUCAACGGCUAAUCAAAUUAAGGAUUUCUUGGAAGUUACCAUCGCCUUACAUACGUGUAGUAUACCAUUAUAGUAAAAUUUAGGCAACAGUGCCCCUGUUUCUCUCCAAGUGACGUAUUGUUGCUGGAGAGGUCCCCCGAUGAUUUGUCAAGAAUAUUGCCUGUGGACAGUGGUCAUACUGUAUCUUUUGUGCAUUUUGGUCAAAUUAUAGAGAUUUUGAAUGCAAAUAGCAUGUAGCCGUUGUGUAGCCUGUUACAUAUUAUCUCCAGGCUCUGCUGCCUUCUAGAAUAGUGUGAUCCAUGUACAAGGUCUAUGGGAAUCACAUAAUUCAUUAGUCUACUUCUCACAUCUACAUCAUUCUUUAGGGGCAUUUUCACUUUUAAGCUUCUUUCUAUAUCCUGCACAAUAUAGUCUUGCACAUUUUUACUGUUUCACUUUUUGCACAUGGUACUUAAUGUAGUUGCUGUCAUAAGCUUAGAAAUGACCUCUUCCAUUAUAGUAUGAAAAUGAACAUUACCCAAAUUUUCAUCCAUUGGCUUUGCAAAAUACAUGAUUUUAGCACGACAAUUAAUUGAGUCCAUUGAAUUUGUAUACAUGCAUCAUUCCUUAUGUGCUGUUUCAGAUACUGUUCUUGACUUACAAGUGCAUCAACCCUGAAGCAAUGAAGUGCUUUUGCCACAUGAGUCGUGAAAUUCUGUAUAUUUUAUUUUACAAAGCUCAGUAUCUCUCCAAAAUUGAUAUAUAGUCAUGUAAUUCAAGCAUGUUUUCAGUCAAUCCUUGAUGUGUCUUUUGCAUUUUUUAAAUUUGUUUUCUUUGAAAAGUUUGUAAAAUUAAGUAUUGAUAUGCAUAUUAUGCACCCUAUUUUACCCUCUUUGUAUCUUGUUCCUCCUGCCUUGUGCAUGUGUAUAUAUUUUGCUGAUUUUCGCAUGAUCUUUGGCAUAACACUUGAAUUAGGUUACCAGUAAACUAAAAGAAAGGAAAAAUCACAUUAAAAACGGUUUUACUUACAUUUGUUUUUAUUUAAAUCUCAAUAUCCAUGAAAUAGUUCUGCAUAAUCUGGAGAUUUUAGUUGAAAACUAUGUUGUGUAUUCAGGAGUUGUAUAACUUCAUAUCUUGUUUUUGAAACAUCUUUUUAUACUUCUUUGAACAAAUGUU
Messenger RNA from Lytechinus pictus (painted urchin), 4436 nucleotides. RefSeq names its product cation-dependent mannose-6-phosphate receptor-like. NCBI's taxonomy places the organism in Eukaryota, Metazoa, Echinodermata, Echinoidea, Temnopleuroida, Toxopneustidae. The record is from RefSeq and is a predicted model, not a curated record. The transcript is spliced from 7 exons. Gene Ontology annotation, cellular component: trans-Golgi network; Golgi apparatus; endosome. Gene Ontology annotation, biological process: protein targeting to lysosome. Bases 36 to 866 code for a protein of 276 amino acids. Gene Ontology annotation, molecular function: protein domain specific binding.